CUUCAGUCUGAUCUCUUUGAGGAUCAACAUCUGACCAGACUAAAGUUUCUCUUUGUUUCUUUUAGUUUAUUUUCACAUGAUUUCCAAUUUGAAGACACAAAUGUCAUGGCACGAGGAUUUCACGCGAAACUUUUCCCGAUUCUUUUCAAGAAGUAAAUCUGCGCUGCUGGACAGAAACAAGAGUGAGGAGGAUGACGCAUCCAUGGUCACCAGCAGCUCUCACACACCUGCACAGGAGUUGCAGUUCUCUGACUUACUGGAUAGAAGCAGCGAAUCACACGAGCAGGACGUCACGUGGGGGGGUGCAGGAGGGUCGGCGCUCGAACUCCCCCCCCUCUGCACUCCUGUCCCGCAGCCCGGCCUGACGGCGCCCCCUGCAGACGGCUUCUUCCGGCGCCUGGGCAGCCUGUUCUUUUUCAGUCAGGCAGAAGCAGUCGAGGUCCAAAUAGACAGACAGACGGGCACAGACAUCAGACGUCCGAUCACGAGAGACUCUCAAACCGACGCAGAGGCGCAGAAGACUGGAGGAAGUGUGGAAGUGUCUGUGUGUCAUUCAGAGGUUACACACACACAAAGUGAGGAACAAAGUGAAGAUAAUUGCAAUGCCGUAGACAUCAACUCCACCAAAAAGCUUCUGGAGGAGAAAAGACAUUACGAUCUAGCCUGUCCUCCCGUGGUGACAUAUGGUACGUACCGUGGACUGAGGGAGGUCAGGAGACAAAAGAAAAAGCGUCGCAUGGAGCUCCAUUCACCCGUUUCUGAGGGAGAGGAGGGUACACAUCCAGAUAGCCAUGAGCACACCCACGUCUCUUCCACAUCAAAUACAAUGAGCUAUGGUAGUCAGGAGAAUCCGACCUCUGUAAAUCCACGUAUAUGUCACACAUCUCGGAUAGAAAGUGAUUUGACCCUGAGUGGCACAGACACAGAGACUAGAGAUGGGGAUCCAGCCAUCAUACUCCCUCAUAUUGCUGAUAGAAACUCUGAUCAGUCAGUUAUUUGCAUAGGACACUCAUUUCACAGAAUACACAAAUUAGAACCAUAUCCACUCAAUUUACAAUCUGACAGUGGACAGAAGCAGAUCGGAACACUAAAGACGCUGUCUGUGGAUCCUCAAAUGAGCCGCAGACGAGUACAGGGAGAGUUAGAAGAGAAACUGGCCCAAGUGGAUUCUGGGAAGGAUGAGCAGGUCCUUCGAUUGGAGUCUGUAAACAUGGUUGACAACAUUCUGGUAAAUGCUUUUGUUGCUUUGGAAAGAAUGGAAGUACCUGACCAUGGGAGUGACAUUCUGGCAACCGGUGAACUUCCAGAAGAUUCAGAGCCAGUUGUGUUUGAAGGGGCAGCGGUUGGCAGUAAUGCGGAGCAGCAGUUUAGCAUGAUACUGUCGGAUCAGAUGCCGUCUUUAGGUCUGGAGGAAGCCCAAGCAGCGGGCCGCAGCCACGCGGAGGGAUGCAGGUCCACGCCUUCCUCAGGGUACGAGUCCAUUGCCGGCUCUGACACUGACAUCAGAUUUUGUGUGGCCUCUGAUAUCACCGCUACCAAUGUUCCAAUCAGCUCUGAGCAUAAGGAGCAUGAUGCAAAUCAGGCAUUACUUGAACAUUUUGUGGAAGAAAGAGAAAUGAACCGAAUCGGUGCCUGUAAGAGCAGUGCUGCUGAUGAGAUGUUAUCAGUGAACCUGCACAUUCUUCCAAAAACAAACAGCAGGUCCGAGCAGCCUCCGGGGAACAUCUCUGUACCUAAAACGGAACAAGAUGGAGGGAGAAACAAAUCUCAGGAUACAGCCAAAGACUAUACAAUGGGCAAUAACUGUAGACGCAGCCUGAAUAGUGACUCAUGUUAUGUUUGUACAAUCGAUACUGUUAGCUCAGUAAAUCGUGAGAGUCAAAGCAGGUCCGAAGCCUUUAACCAUAGCCUCCCACCUGAUAAAGAGGAUUCUGAUAAGAAAGACACACCAAAGAUAUCAGAAAUUUUAGGUCUGUUCCCAUCUACACAAAGCCAUAAAUCAGUGGAACGCAAAGCACCUCAGUCGGGAAUCUCUGUAGAUGAGUCUGUAGUCCAAUCAGCAGAUGAGCACGCGUGCUCAGAAGGGCACGACUCCUCUCAGUGGACUUCCAUCGAAGCGUUUCGCUGUAAUGUCACGGAUGAUCAGAGCCCUGGGACACUCGAGGAUGAUUUGGAAUCGGAGCUCAGCUUGGACACUCCAGCAGAGGGUACAACAUCGGCUGCCUCUUCGACAUGUAGAAAGAUUCAGUUUGACUUCCCAGGCCAUUCCAGUAGCUGCUCGGCUUCCGUUCCCCAGCAUUCCCGACUUCUUGAGCUAGACCUCGUCCGUGUGGACGGAGGCUUUGCCAUCAUCAGCGAGGAGGAGGAGAUGGACGGCGUGUUUGUGAAUGACACAGGGCCCAUGCACAGUCCUAGCUCACGUAGAGCCAAAAUGUACCCCUUCUCCCUGUCUCCCAUCUAUGAGGAGGAGUCUGUGCGUGAGGAGGCGUCAGGGAACGAAAUGCUACAGGUUCCCCCUGCAAUUGAAGAGGAGCAGAGAAGUGUUGAGCAGCCGGCAUUGUCCGUUCUUUCCCUUCUGCAGUCUGUCAGUGAGAAGCUGCAGUCCAGCAUUCAAAGUGCUUCAGAUGAGCUUCAUACAGUGUGUUUGGGAUCCGUCCCCAGACCCCUGUGGGACCGCUACAGUGAAGACUGUGAGGAAGAGGAUGAAGAUAUCUCCAGUUUCUUACAGCACCAGCAGGUCACUGAGACCAAAACUGUCAAUGAGCCAAACACCGGGGAUGAGUUCUGCUCACAUAUUGAUCGGACUGCCAGUGAGGCUCAAGAUAGACUACAGGAAUGUGAUGGCAUGGCCGGCAAUGUUGGAAAGAGUGCCACCACACCGUUCUAUCAGUAUUUGACAUCCAGUGUAAUGCCAUCAGCUGAGAGGGAACUUAAAGCGGCUAAACACUGCAGUGCUGGAUGUCAAAGUGAAAGUAACACCACCGUGAGGGGAGAGCUUGGUGGGUUUGGAAAGUUCAGUCCUAGACCCUCUAUAAUAUUAUUCAUCUAUGAGGGUAAGACGCUUAGCGGUGAGAGAAGAGCCAUUUUUGAUGAUGUGGAGGAUGCAGAGAAGGUCCUGGUUUCUCAUGGAGCUACGGUCCAUGCAGUAAAAGGAUGUUGGCUGCUGUACGUGGAUUCGUGGUUCUGUGGACCGUGUGUUCUCUUGGAAGAGGGUCAGACUGUGAAGAUCAGUGAAGAAACUCAACAGCUCAAAGAACCGUUCUUUGAAACUCAACAGCUUCAAAGAACUGAAAUGAAAUCCGUGGGCUCUAUCAGAACACUGCUGAAGGAUGACAGUGUUCCAGAGGCGCAUCUACAUGUCAACAUGUCUCAGAUGAGCGAUACGCUCCGUCUGUUUACUGCAACAGAUCUGACGGAGCAGCAUGGCACUGUGUUACUGUCCGACCUCUGCGUCAAAACUGGAUGCUGGUUGGUUUAUGACAAGCCUGGAUUCAGCGGUAAUUCUGCUGUUUUGGAAGCAGAAGGAAGGGUUACAUCCAUUUUCCAGAAUUCCCCUGUUCCGCGUGUGAAGAGUCUUCGACCGUUAAUAAGGGGUGGACUGAAGGUGAUGAGACCUCUCGACCCAAAGGUGAUAUUGUAUGAGAAGCAGCAGUUCCAGGGACAGUAUAAGGAACUGUUGGAUCACACAGGCAGUCUGGUGAGCACAGAUGGACCGCUCAGCAUCUCUUCAAUACGUGUUCUGGGUGGAACAUGGGUGUGUUUCUCCGAAGAGGGGUUCAGAGGUCAUCAGUGUGUUCUGGAAGAAGGUCAAUACAGCAACUGUACACAACUUUUCAGCCAUACUGAGUACACGAUUAAAUCACUGCGCUACAUUCAGAGUGAUUUCUGGGAGCCUUCGGUUUGUCUCAAGAGGUCAGAUGAAGAAAUCAAUGUGAUGCAUGCAGACGUUCCCGAUCUGCGGCUGAACGGUCCGUCUGAUGAAGCGGGCAGCAUCCACGUGAUGAGAGGAGCGUGGGUGGCGUACAGCGAGCGGGGUUUCACGGGAGAUCAGUAUGUUCUAGAGAAAGGACGGUAUCCUGGGGCUCUCGAGUGGGGCAGCGGGGGGAAACCGCCGUGCUCCCUGAGGCCGAUUCGCAGGGAGAUUUGCGGGAUUGUGGAACCGACGUUUUUGCUACAUGCCUACACCCAGACGCAUUAUGCUGGUGAGUCCAGAGAGUUUGUGGGUGAAGCUCUAGACUGCGGCAUUCCGGGCCUCGUAUCGUUCCGGGUGAACAGAGGAAGUUGGCUGCUCUUCGAUGAGGAGGGUUGCUCUGGUAACCAGUAUAUUUUGGGGGAGGGGCUUUACCCCGACCUCACUUCCUGUGGUUGUGAAUCAACAGCCAUCAGGUCCCUAAAGCCCAUUCCAUACAGUUUCACAGAUCUGUCCAUUAGUUUGUUCUCUCUCAGCGGCUUUGAGGGACUGGAGGAAACUUUAUUCUCUGACAUGGAAAACAUGAGCAUGUUUUUCAGCCAGUCUCUAAGAGUCAACAGCGGCCUGUGGGUGGCUUAUGAAUACAGUCAGUUUAACGGCCGUCAGAUGCUUCUGGAACCUGGAGAAUAUUCAGACUGGAAAGAACACAGUGGCUGGGACACGAUUGGAUCAUUGAAGCCUCUCAGACAGCCUAAAGUGCACAUUCAGGUACGGAAUCGAGCACUGGGCUCUGUCGUGACCACAGAGAACAUAUUGGAGAGUUCCUUUCCAGCAAAAGCCUUUCUGAGUCCCGCUGAUGGCUUACUGAACACACAACGUUGGAUCUUCGCUGAUGGUCUUCUGAAAAACAUGAUGCGAGGGGGCUGUCUCUCUGUGAUUGGAGCAAAGGCCUGCGUGGGGGCCAGAGUGGCAUUAUGGGAAGAACAUGGACGCAUGAAUCAAAGGUGGAGUCUUAAUGAAGAUGGAAGAAUCUCAUCUCAUUUAAAUCGUAGCCUGGUGCUAGACCUCAAAGGUGGAAAUGACAGAGAUCAUCUAAUUUUGAGUCAGCUUUGUGUCAACAAGAGCACCCAAAUGUGGGACAUGAACGUGCUGUGAUGCUGAAGCUAUCACACAUCCAGGCAACAUCAUAUCAAAGAGUCAAGCUUGGCUUCAAAACAGUAAUCCACUUUUUUUAGCUAUUCACCCCAAGCAGCAAUAAUUGAUGUGGAGCUGGUCUUGGCAAAUGCACAGGCCUGUUUUAAAAUUCACUGUUAAUAAGAGGGAACUGCAGCAAAAUCUCUCUUUUUUAUGUGAAGCACAUUUGCACUAUAAGAACCCUGCAAGCUGGAGCUGCAUUCUGUAUAAAAGAUGCGACAUCAUGCUGGAUUUUCCUGCAGUUGCAAAUAUUUCAUCUGACAAACAAAACUAGUCACUUCACUGGAGUUGUUCAGGUAUGAGAGGACUAAGAGCAAUGUUUAACCUUAACCAUCUGUUCAUGUGUACCGAGAUGUCGUGGUGAUUGUUUCUAAGCAGCAUUUUUAAUUCUAAAUGAAGCCUAAAAAUG
This is a messenger RNA of Triplophysa rosa, 5513 nucleotides long. RefSeq names its product beta/gamma crystallin domain-containing protein 3. Gene Ontology annotation, biological process: lens development in camera-type eye; visual perception. Gene Ontology annotation, molecular function: structural constituent of eye lens. The transcript is spliced from 22 exons. NCBI's taxonomy places the organism in Eukaryota, Metazoa, Chordata, Actinopteri, Cypriniformes, Nemacheilidae. The coding region runs from base 77 to 5065 and encodes 1662 amino acids. The record is from RefSeq and is a predicted model, not a curated record.